Parnassius apollo (apollo) is the source of this 1782-nucleotide messenger RNA. Lineage: Eukaryota; Metazoa; Arthropoda; Insecta; Lepidoptera; Papilionidae. The record is from the annotation of a GenBank genome assembly.
AUGCAUCCAGAUAUACCUGAGUACAAAUUUUACUUCGCACAGUCUUUAUACGAAGCCUCUAUGUACGAUGAGGCGUAUAAAGUAACCAUGCAGAUUACGGCUCCGGAACUUGAGAGGAAGGUUAUUAAACUUCAGUCAGCUAUAAAAUAUGGCGAAGAAGACGCUAUAACAGCCAGAGGCCUCGUAGACUCCUACCCUCAAGAUGAUCCCGACAAAGAUAUAAAUCUUGGUUGUCUAUUAUAUAAAGAAAACCAGUUCGAAGAAGCAUUAAGAAAAUUUACAAGGAGUCUAAAUAUAUUGGGAUUUAACGCGCAUUUACAUUACAAUGUAGCAUUAUGCUAUUUUAAAUUGAAAGAGUAUCCGCAUGCGUUGAAACAUAUUACGCUAGUAAUAGAAAGAGGAAUACGGGAUCAUCCAGAAUUAGCUGUAGGUAUGCAAACUGAAACUUCUGAAGUAAAAUCGGUAGGGAAUACACUGACACUUCAUGAAACAGCCCUCACCGAGGUAUUUAACCUUAAAGCAGCAAUAGAAUAUCAGUUAAGGAACGUUGAAGCAUCUAGGGAAGCCCUCUCUGAUAUGCCUCCAAGACACGAACACGAAUUAGACGCUGUCACAUUGCACAAUUUAGCCUUAACAUCCAUAGAUAUAAAACCUACGGAUGGUUUUGAAAAACUACACUUUCUACUCCAACAGGAUCCCUUUCCGGCAGAAACAUUUGCCAACUUGUUGCUAUUAUAUUGCAAAUUUGAGUAUUAUGAUUUAGCGGCUGACGUAUUAGCUGAAAACGCCCAAUUUACUUAUAAAUAUUUAACACCAUAUCUAUACGACUUCUUGGAUGCAAUUAUCACAAGUCAAACUUCACCUGAAGAGGCUUUUCAGAAAUAUGAAGAUAUCGCUUCAAAACACGCGGAGCAGUUGAGAAAACUCACCAAAGUAGUUCAAGAGAGUCGAUCUCAAGGUGAUAAUGACCAAGUUAAGAAAGCCGUAGUGGAAUACGAGGAAGCGUUGGAAAGAUAUAUACCCGUUGUCAUGGCGCAGGCAAAAAUAUAUUGGGAUAGGGAGAACUAUGGGCAAGUCGAAAAAAUCUUCCGUAAAUCUGUGGAAUUUUGCAAUGAAUCCGAUGUAUGGCGUUUAAACGUCGCUCAUGUGCUUUUUAUGCAAGAGAACAAAUACAAAGAAGCGGCCAGUUUCUAUGAACUUAUAGUUAAGAAGCAAUACGAAAAUAUUCUAAAUGUAAGCGCAGUUGUUUUGGCUAAUCUAUGCGUGUCAUAUAUAAUGACAUCACAAAACGAAGAAGCUGAAGACAUAAUGCGCAAAAUAGAAAAAGAAGAAGAACAACAGAUAUUCGAAGAUCCACAGAAAAAGUUCUAUCAUCUGUGUAUUGUGAAUUUAGUUAUAGGCACCCUAUAUUGCGCUAAGGGGAAUUACGAGUUUGGCAUUUCAAGAGUCAUUAAAUCACUUGAACCUUUCAAUAAACGUCUCGGAACCGAUACUUGGUUCUACACGAAACGAUGCUUUUUAUCUUUUCUUGAGAACUUAGCAAAGCACUUAAUAGUAGUUAAAGAUAAUACGAUUAAGGAUUGUCUGCAUUUCUUAGAGGGAUGUGAAACGUACGGACGUCGUGUAAGCACUGUGAUCGAAAAUCCAUUUCAAGAAGAAGACGCUAAUAUUAAAGCCAAAAACACCGUCACUUAUGAGGCCCGACUGCUACGAUACAUGUUCUAUAAGCUCAGAAACAUUGAUGACUCUGUAACUAUUAAUAAAUACGAAGAUCUGAAGUAA